Molecule: messenger RNA, 1552 nt
Organism: Arabidopsis arenosa
Lineage: Eukaryota; Viridiplantae; Streptophyta; Magnoliopsida; Brassicales; Brassicaceae
Source: the annotation of a GenBank genome assembly
AGUGAUUUGGGGGUUUUCGAUUCUCGUGGAUUCCGUCUUAAGGUGGCUUCGAAUCCAACGUUACUAGCAAUGAUUACCAAUGAGGAAGGCCAAGAGAGAGAUCCGUCGAGUUCUGAAGAUACGACUUUCCAGAUCUACUACAAUGGAAAGUUUGUAGUUUCAGCCGAAAAUGUUCUUACAUAUGUUGGAGGCGAGAUUCACAUGCUUGAAUGUAAUCCGGAAACUGUUUUUACUAACAUGACUGGGUCAUUGGGGUUAUCUCUGUUUGGGCAAAGGAUCUGGUUUAAGCUCCCUUAUGAGAAUUAUCAAGAGUUGAAGUUGUUGUAUGCUGAAGCUGAAAAUUUCCAAAGAAUGUGUUUAGCUGCGAAGUGGACAAAAGCUGUUGAUAUAUUCAUGGAAAAGGAUGAGUCUCCUGAAGAAGGUAAUGAUGUGAAUGAUGUGACUGCUAGAGUUGGUGAAGAAGACAAUGAAGUGAAUGGUAGAGAAAAUGCUGAUGAAGAAAAUAGGAAUGAAUUCAGAGGUGGUGAGCAUGAAGUCAGACGUGGUGAGCAUGAAGUCAGAGGUGGUGAGCAUGAUGUUAGAGGUAUUGGUGAUGAGCAUGAUGGCGAAGAAGUUGCUGAUGAGGAUGAGGUUUGUGAUUCAGAGGGAACUCCUCCGAAUUCUGAUUCUGAGGACUGUGAAAGAAGGUAUGUUAGGUAUGAGAGUGGUAGUGGAGAGAUAAAAUUGGGCCAGGUAUUUGACAGUAUACCUCAUUUCAAAGAAGCUGUGGUUGAAAAUUCUCUAAAAGAAAAAGUUAAUGUGAAGUACACAAGAUGGGGAAGCGAGAAAUCUGAAGUGAAAUGUACACUUGGUGGUGAUUGCAAAUUCAGAAUAUACUGCUCUAUACAAAAAAAGAUAGGAAAGUACAUGGUUAUGACAUGCAAUGAUGUACAUUCAUGUAUUCCAAACGGGUACAGCAAGGUCUUGAAGGAUGGGGUCAUUGCUAAAAAAGCCAAGGCAAAAGCAUUGUCGGUGAUUGAAGCUGAGCAUGAGGAGCAAUUUGCUAGACUAAAGGACUACCGUCUAGAGCUAAUUGAGUCUAAUCCAGAAUCAACUGUGGAGGUGGGGACAGUGUUAACUGAUGAUGGUGUAGAGAAAUUUGACAGGAUAUAUGUGUGCUUAGCAGGACUCCGGAAACCAUGGCUUGCUCAUUGUCGACCUAUAAUUGGGAUAGAUGGCUUCUUCUUGAAGAACAAUGUUAAAGGUCAACUCUUGGCAGCUAUUGGAAGAGAUGCCAACAACCAAUUCUUUCCUGUUGCAUGGUGUGUUGUGCAAGUAGAAAAUACAGAAAGUUGGGUGUGGUUCAUUAAACUUCUUAAAGCAGACUUGAAGCUUGGAGAUGGAGAAGGGUUCAGCCUCAUUUCAGACAGGCAGAAGGUAAAUAUCUUGUCUUUAUAUUGAUACUAAGUAUAGUUAAAUAUGAGGAUUAAUAGCAUUAGUUUCUGUGAUAGAGUUUGCUAAUUGCUGUUGAACAAGAGUUGCCCAAAGUAGAACAUCGUAUGUGUGCUCGCUA